AGAUUUUUUUUUCAAAAAAGCAGAGUUAUGGAGUUUGGCAUGCGGCUUUCUUUCUUUCUUUCUUUCUUUUUUACAAAGAAGAUUGGGAAACUUGGGCUGGGAAGGGCUGGUGUUUGGUGACAUUCCAUCCUUAACUGAAUUACAGACUUUGUAGGUCUCUAUCUGAAGUUCACAUGGGAGUCAUUUCAAAACUAACUUGUUCAUUCUCCUCCAUUUAAGACAAUAUUCAUUUAUGUGAUUGUGCUGCUCAGAUUUAUAAAGUUUCAUUUAAAUCUAAGGCUUAAGUGAAACAUAUUAUCUUUACGCAUUAUAUACAAAAAGUUUAGUGGUGAUUAUAAUAGAGAACACGAAGAACAUGAUAGUCUGCUGUUUUGUCAGCUAAAUAUGCCUCCCUACCAAAGGUUCAAUAUUGACAUGGUUCAGUUCCCUCUCUUGUCUCGGUUGAAUGAUGCAUACGUUGAGCUGCCGCCAUUUCAAGAUGCGAUGCCAGAGAAGCAACCCGAUGCUCCUCCAUCAGUAGUCAGUUAACGAUGUCUUACUUUCAGCAACCGUAUGGGAUUCAAUGGAUCUUUUAAAUAGGUGGAGAUCCGAAGUAAGGCUGCAAAAUUUCGUAACUCUGCAGAAACUUGUGGAAGUGAUGGAAUAAAGUUGUAGACUAUAU
Molecule: messenger RNA, 661 nt
Organism: Rubroshorea leprosula
Lineage: Eukaryota; Viridiplantae; Streptophyta; Magnoliopsida; Malvales; Dipterocarpaceae
Source: the annotation of a GenBank genome assembly